AUGAACGGUUCAGAAAACCAAGAAGAAUCGUACUCAAUGUACCCAAAGACAUCAUCCCCACCUCCAAUGCCUCAUGUCAAUAUGCAAUUUCCAAUCUACCAGAACCCGGUUCCGAUGUACAAUUAUCAAACUCCAUAUAUGUAUGCUCAACCAAACUAUAACUACAAGAUGAUGAACCCUAAUCAACCUCAUACUCAAAUGGGAUAUCAGGCUAAUAUUCCUCAAGGAAAUAUGGGUUCCAAGAAGAAAUGGAAUAAUAGCAAUAAUAAUAACAAUGGUAAUGGUGCAGGUGCCGGGACCGGCAUUACUGGUACCAUGAAUCCUGCCAAAUCUCAACCAUAUUAUCCUAAUCAAAGUCAAAGUUUCUAUGGACAAUCUUCAGUCAAUAGCAAUCAAACUAGAAACAGUAGAUCCAGUUCUGUUAAUCACGAUCCCUUUAAAUUCGAUGUUUCAAAAUUGGACGUUGCAAAGAUUUCAGAAACAUGUAAGAAAUUUCCACUGUAUAUCAAUACUACAGCUUCAGAAUUUAAUGAAGCAAAAAAUAAAAACUUCUCUGUGAAGGUCGCUGAUGUCAAUGACUCCAAAGAAACCACUACAUUUGCUAAGUCAAGUGAAUCUGCCUCUACAAUAGAAACUGUUGAAAAAAUACCAGAUACCCAAUCAGAAUCAAUAAAACCAAUCGAAGAACCUUCUGAGAUUAAGAGUGAACCUGUUCCAACUAUACCCCAAGAAAAUAAGAAGAAAGUCAAAGAAUCUGAUGGUAAAAAAAAAGAAAAAGAAAACUGUCAUAAGAAGGAAGAUGAAUCCAAGAAAAUUGUAAGCACCACUUCAACAACAAGCAUCAACUCUGUAGCUAGUGAUGACACUACUGUCGCAUCAUCUCCAAUAGCUACUACAAACUCAGCUCCAACUUUAACCCCUGCAGUCGAGACUCCAGCUCCUAAAUCUUGGUCGGCUAUUGCCUCGUCUGCCGGCGCAAAAGUAAAAUCAGCUAGCAAUAGUAAAAAUGCUUCUCCACAUACUCAUUCUAGGACUACUUCAAUAGUCUCAUCUUCAUCUACCAGACCAAAAAAGGACAAGAAAUAUAUCCCACCAACGACAAAAGGUGCUGAACCAAUUGGAUCCAUUGCUCUAAGAGCUUGUUUCGAUCCUGAUUAUGUUAGCUACGCCCUGAAGAAGCAUGGCCCAACAGGUGAAAAUGAUUUACCUCUUAAGACGAUUAUACCAAGAGGUAUUAUCAACACAGCAAAUAUCUGUUUCAUGAGUUCAGUGCUUCAAGUAUUACUAUAUUGUAAACCGUUUAUUGACAUAUUAAAUGUUUUAAGCACAAGAAACCCUAACUCUAGAGUUAGCUCAUGUUCUACAAAACUAUGGGAUGCAUGCAUCAACCUGUUUACAGCAUUUGAUAAAGAAUCAUUUGAGAAGGACAAAGAACCUGUUGCGCAAAGUCAAAGCAAUUCUAAGAAAAACAGCAGAGAGGGGACACCACGUUCUCAAUCAGACAAGGCAGACUUUGCUUCGAUAUCUGAUGCUAUUAAACCAGAUGAAUUCUACAAGAGUCUGUCUACCAUCCCAAAAUUCAGAGAUUUACGUUGGGGUCACCAAGAGGAUGCUGAAGAAUUUUUAACACAAAUGUUGGAUCAAUUACACGAAGAGUUAAUAACAGCUAUUAACAAUUUGACAGAAAAUGAAAUUCAAAAUAUUUUACAAAGUAUUAACGACGAAGAAUUGAAGAUAUAUAUCAUUAGAAACCUUGGUCGUUAUAAAAAUGCUCAAUUCCUGAAGAGUGCAACUGGUCAACUUCCAGCUCUUAUAGAGAGAUAUGGUGAAUCUGAUGAUAAUGAUGACGAGAAUGGUUGGCACGAAGUUAGUGGUACUAGCAAAAAGGGGAAGAAGAACAAGACUGCGGCUAAGAGAACAGUCGAGAUCACACCUUCCCCUAUCUCCAAUCUAUUUGGUGGUCAAUUCCGUUCUGUUUUAGAUAUUCCAAAUAAUAAAGAGUCUCAAUCUAUAACACUUGACCCCUUCCAAACUAUCCAAUUAGAUAUUUCUGAUCCUGAAGUCAAUGACUUACAAACUGCAUUCAGGAAGUUCAGUGAGUAUGAAAUGAUUCCUUUCAGAUCAUCCAAUGGUAGUGAUGUGGAAGCUAAGAAACAAACAUUUAUUGAUAAACUACCAGAAGUAUUAUUAAUCCAAUUAAAGAGGUUUUCAUUUAUAAAUAAUACCGAAAAAGAUAAUUCCAUGACUAAUUACAACGCUUAUAGUGGGCGUAUUGAAAAAAUCCGUAAGAAGAUUGCUUACCAACAUGAAUUAAUUAUCCCAGCUGAUUCUGUUUCCUCACCAACCUUAAAGCAACAUGAAGAAAAUAGACAAUAUGGAUUAUCUGGUGUUAUUUACCAUCACGGUAUGAGCUCUGAUGGUGGGCAUUACACCGCCGAUGUUUACCAUAAGAGCAACAAUAAAUGGUAUAGAAUUGAUGAUGUAGGUAUUACCGAAUUGAAGAAAGAAGAUGUUUUAACUGUUGGUGACAAUGGUUCCGAUCCAAGAACUGCAUAUAUUCUGAUGUACCAAAAGCUAUAA
Maudiozyma barnettii is the source of this 2580-nucleotide messenger RNA. It is a transcript of the gene UBP3, whose product is annotated as mRNA-binding ubiquitin-specific protease UBP3. Gene Ontology annotation, biological process: protein deubiquitination. NCBI's taxonomy places the organism in Eukaryota, Fungi, Ascomycota, Saccharomycetes, Saccharomycetales, Saccharomycetaceae. Bases 1 to 2580 code for a protein of 859 amino acids. The record is from RefSeq and is a predicted model, not a curated record. The transcript has a single exon. Gene Ontology annotation, cellular component: cytosol; nucleus. Gene Ontology annotation, molecular function: cysteine-type endopeptidase activity; cysteine-type deubiquitinase activity.